GUUUACAAUAGCUCGUACGGUUAACCCAGAAAUUUGCGAUCGCGUAUUAUUAAAUGCGCUUCUCCUAGGGUCGAAAACGGCCGAUUGAUGUUCGAGCACGACUCGUUUCGGUUUUGCCCUCGGGAAUAUUUUUGUUUCUAAGAAAAAAUAUUCUAAGGAAAAUCCGAUCCGCCCUCGAACCGUGUUCGAAUUAAAAGCAAUCCCAACUCUCCGGGGAUCAAUCAACGCCUGUACGUUUAAAAACCAUCCUCGAUAAUUUUACGCACAGAAUUUAUAGAUUUGGUAAAUGUCUGAUAAAUUCAAAAAUGAAUCUGGCACUACGAAACACAGUGCCAGACCAACCGAUAUACAAAGGACAAUGGCGUAGCUGAAUUUGUUUAUUUAACUAAAGAAUCUCGUGAGCUGUUCCUAAGAUAAUCAUUUGUAAAUUAUCCAUCUAGAAACUGGAGAUAUAAUUCAUGGAGGAGGAGUUUCAACGAUUUAGAGAAUGGACCGUUCUCUAGUAAGCCUACAGCUUUGGAAAACCUCUACAUGCAGCUGAAGAAGCUGCACAACAAACUUCAACCUCAUGCAUGCAUUUAAGAGUUAUCUAGCUUUACAUAUAGACAAUGGCUACGUCAUUUGACCCUUAUGACAAAAAUAGCUGGUAUUUUGGUUCUAUGUCAAGGCAAGAUGCAACGGAACUGCUCAUGGGAGAAAAAGAAGGUGGUGUUUUUUUAGUUAGAGACAGCAUUUCAAUUGCAGGAGAUUUCGUACUUUGUGUCAGAGAAGACAGCAAAGUCAGCCACUAUAUAAUUAAUAAAAUUCAGCAAAAUGAUCAAGUGAAAUAUAGAAUAGGCGAUCAAAUGUUCAACGAUUUGCCUGGUUUAUUAUCAUUUUACAAAUUACACUACUUAGAUACGACUCCAUUGAUUCGUCCUGCCCCUAGGAGGGCUGAAAAGGUUAUAGCGAAAUAUGAUUUCAAAGGAAGCGAUCAAGAUGAUUUGCCAUUUAGAAAAGGUGAAGUGUUGACCAUUGUGUCAAAAGACGAAGAGCACUGGUGGACAGCGAAAAAUUCCUUGGGUCAUGUCGGGUCCAUACCAGUGCCAUAUGUGCAAAAGUAUGAUGGCCAAGAAGGAGCAUCUGAUUCUACAGUAAAUUUAGUUGAAACACAUUCUCCAAGCGGAAGCCAUUCGGAACCAGUAAGAAGGCCGAAUGUACAGAGGAAAUUACCAGCGCUUGCUAAAGUGAAACAAGCACGGGUGCCUAAUGCUUAUGAUAAAACUGCACUCAAACUUGAAGUGGGAGAAGUGAUUACGGUAACAAAAAUGAAUAUCAACGGCCAGUGGGAAGGAGAAUUGAGAGGAAAAGUCGGCCACUUUCCUUUUACCCACGUCGAGUUUGUAGAUGCUGAAAUUUAAAACUUCUAGAUCUAGUGAUAUAGUACAAACAACUGAUUUUUCCAUCUUUGAAGGAGAUCACAACACAUUCAACGAAAGCGGCGAUGGACUGAGUAGUCAGUUGGUAAAAAAAGAAAAG
Messenger RNA from Cimex lectularius (bed bug), 1518 nucleotides. RefSeq names its product adapter molecule Crk (gene Crk). Gene Ontology annotation, molecular function: protein binding. Bases 609 to 1400 code for a protein of 263 amino acids. Lineage: Eukaryota; Metazoa; Arthropoda; Insecta; Hemiptera; Cimicidae. The transcript has 9 exons. The record is from RefSeq and is a predicted model, not a curated record.